CUUUAAACUACUAUCGUCAUCUCAACCUCCUUUCCUUUCAUUCUUCAUCCCUUCAGUCCUUCACCACGUAUUCAAAAGUCCGACCAGAGACCUCUCUCUCUCAUUUCUCCUUCAUCUUUUCACUCGUACUCUGCUUUUACAUUCCUGCAUUCAAUACCCGCUUGCUACAUCUAUUACAACCGCCUAUAUAACAUUCUUUGAUCGUCCGACGAUCCAUCCAUCAAAGCAUCAAAAGACCCUGAUCAUCUACCCACUCAACAAUAUGACAAACCCUGUAUACCGCAAAUGGUCCUCUUCCGCUCCUUCGGGUUCUUCCUUCAAUGUCAAACGUAAACGUAAUGCAGACCCUAUGUCAGAGGAUGAAGAUGAACCUAAACAAAUGCGCAUCAGAUCACCUCGCUCAAGUAAUCAUCAUAUGUCUCUCUCGUACACUCCCGAGUACAUGACGGACAAUUCAAACUCCGCCUCAGACACGGAUCACGAUAUGGGAAUGGACAUGGAUCCUCCUUCUUCCCCUCAUGAAGUUGUGGUCCAGCAUGAGAGUGACGGUUAUCAAUUUGCCGAGUCGGGUACGGGAGGUUUUGGUUUCGGACCUGGGGCUGAUGAAGAUGAAGAGCUAAUGGAGAGUUCCUCUCCAAAGAAACAUCAAACGCUUCCAAAUCUCACAUCUCACCAAAAUUCCCAUCAUUUCUCCCACAUACCGUCGCAACCCACUCCAUGGGCCGCACAACCAUACUCCAACAACCUCCGUGCUCCUCAAGCUCGCGGGUUGAUCCAACCCACCGUCUCCAGUCCCUUGAAGGAUAACGCUACCGACGUUGAAAGAGCUCGUCCUCAACAUGGUCCAGGUUGUCAAAGCAUUCCAAAAUUGGUGCUGAGCCAAUAUCCCGAUCCCAACACUGGUGAGAAGACAAUGUGGUCGCUGUGCGAGAGCUGCGGAGCGUGUGAGUUGGCUCAGUGAACAAGAACCAUUUUUGCCGAAUAUCAAGUCGUGUAGGUCAAACAGUUGCUACGUGGGAGCAAAGGGUCAUCCUCGCGAGUGUAUAAGUGGACCGGAUGAAAAAAAAAA
Tremella mesenterica DSM 1558 is the source of this 1069-nucleotide messenger RNA. RefSeq lists its product as uncharacterized. Lineage: Eukaryota; Fungi; Basidiomycota; Tremellomycetes; Tremellales; Tremellaceae. The record is from RefSeq and is a predicted model, not a curated record. The coding region runs from base 263 to 961 and encodes 232 amino acids. The transcript is spliced from 3 exons.